GUCUAGAAAUAAAGAAGGAGGAUGACAAAGACAAAUUUGAAGAAAACGCUGACGUCCCCAGAAUAAAACGAACUACUCAGAAGCAAUUUGAGGUAAUGGUGAAGUUAAUGGAAAUAAAUCCUGAGUUAGCCAGAGGAAUGGCGCCGUUUGGCUCCACAAAAAAAAAAUAGGAUGGAGUUGUGGGGAGGUAUUGCGGUUGAGUUAAACAAUAUCGGCCCUCCAAAUCGUAGUGGCAGCGAAUGGAAUAUGGUUUGGUUGUACUACAAAUUGAAAUUAAAAUGAAAAAUUUCAGAAAAUCGGAAAGAGAUUACAGCCACAGGUGGAGGACCUUACACCCAACUCAGCUUAACGUCUUUGGAGCAGGCCGUGGACGAGUUGGAACGCGAAAAUUUGCGUAUGAAGGCUUUGGAGAAACAAGCAGAAACGCAAGAAAGCCACAAGUGCUGCUGAAACAAGUUUGCUUCUCAAGAUAAUUCGAAAAGGACUUGUUGAAUCUAAUUUGGAUUUAGAAGUACAACGCAAGGACCCCAAAUCUCCACUGCAUUCCGUAAAAACAUUUGAAGCGUUGCAUCUAUUUGAAACACGACAUUAACAAAAUUACGAUGUUUUGGAAUUUUUUUAAAACAUCAAGAAAGCCCGAGCUGUUAAAAGGUAUAUACGCUAUGGGGUUUAAUGCACCUUCCAAAAUUCAAGAAACAGCACUUCCAACAUUACUUGCGGACCCUCCCCAAAAUAUGAUAGCCCAAAGCCAGUCUGGAACCGGUAAAACAGCCGCAUUUGUUUUAGCAAUGUUGAGUCGGGUUGAUAUCAAAUUGGAUUUCCCACAGGUUCUUUGUAUUUCGCCUACUUAUGAGCUUGCAAUACAAACUGGUGAGGUAGCUGCUCGAAUGGCACAAUUUUGUCCGGAAAUUAAAUUAAAAUUUGCUGUUCGUGGUGAAGAAGUUACUCCAAACACGAAACUAAAGGACCACAUAAUAAUUGGAACACCUGGAAAAAUUUUGGACUGGGGAUUAAAGUAUCGUGUUUUUGAUUUGAAAAAAAUACGAGUGUUUGUACUAGACGAAGCAGACGUAAUGAUUGCAACACAAGGUCACCAUGAUCAAUGUAUUCGAAUUCACAAACAACUUUCUUCGAAAUGUCAAAUGUUGUUUUUCUCCGCAACGUACGAUAAGGAAGUUAUGAAUUUCGCCCAGCAUAUAGUACCUGAUCCUACAAUUAUACGACUUAUGAGAGAGCAAGAGUCGCUAGAAAACAUAAAGCAAUAUUAUGUUAAAUGUAUGAAUGAAGAAGACAAAUAUAAUGCAAUUCAAAAUAUUUAUGCCGGAAUAACAAUAGGUCAGGCUAUAAUAUUCUGUCAUACUCGUAAAACUGCUGGAUGGCUGGCAGGAAAGAUGUCAUCGGAUGGCCAUUCUGUUGCAGUGCUUUCCGGAGAUUUAACGGUGGAACAAAGGCUAGCAGUUUUGGAUCGAUUCAGGGCUGGCCUCGAAAAAGUUCUCAUAACGACAAACGUACUCUCAAGAGGUAUUGACAUUGAACAGGUUACGAUUGUUGUUAAUUUCGAUUUACCCAUGGACGCUAAGGGGAACGCUGAUUGCGAGACAUAUUUGCAUAGGAUUGGUCGUACUGGAAGAUUUGGCAAAAAUGGUAUAGCAAUUAAUCUGGUUGAUGGAGAGAAGUCUAUGAAUAUUUGCAAGUACAUUGAAAACCAUUUUAAGAAAACUAUUCAGCUUUUAGAUACAGGCAACUCAGAUGAAAUUGAAAAGAUUGGAUAUUAAUAAAAUGUUAUAAAGUAAAGUA
This is a messenger RNA of Bactrocera dorsalis (oriental fruit fly), 1797 nucleotides long. It is a transcript of the gene Dbp80, whose product is annotated as DEAD-box helicase Dbp80. The transcript has 13 exons. Gene Ontology annotation, cellular component: cytoplasmic stress granule; nucleus. Bases 603 to 1775 code for a protein of 390 amino acids. The record is from RefSeq and is a predicted model, not a curated record. Gene Ontology annotation, biological process: poly(A)+ mRNA export from nucleus. Lineage: Eukaryota; Metazoa; Arthropoda; Insecta; Diptera; Tephritidae. Gene Ontology annotation, molecular function: ATP binding; RNA helicase activity; RNA binding.